AUGGCUUCGUUUAGGGAUCUGCUUAAGAAGCCAUUAAAGAAAAAAGUUUAUUGGGAUGAUCAGCUGCAACAAGAAUUCGAGAAGGCAGGGAGUACUAUAUGUCAGUUAGCCAAAGAAGGCUUGAUAUACCAUGACAAAUCACGGCCAAUGGCUGCAGUGACAGACUGGUGUAGAGCUGUCAUGUACGAAGUCAAGAAGCCAUCUGAAAUUUCUGCUGUCUCCUUGUGUGAAGCCCUCGCUUCGAGCACUGAUUUUGACAGCUGCAAGCAAAACUGGCCAGCAAAAACAGGGUAUGCUGCGGUCAUGGGAGAGGCCCUAGUGGUAGUGUGGUGUCUGAAAAAAGUCAGGCUUUUCUUGUUAGGUUGUCCAAAUUUGACAAUGGUUACGGACCAUUGUCCCUUAGUGAAACUGUUUGGUAACAGGGAGUUAAAAGAUAUUUCUAAUCCCAGAUUAUUUAGGUUAAAGAAAAAGACAUUGCAGUAUCAUUUCAGCAUAAAAUAUUUGCCUGGAAAAAGAAACUCCCGCUAUCCCUCCCUCCGUGCCAAGCCAGAAGACGAAGAUUUGGAACUCAGCGAUGACCUCAUGGUUGCUAUGGUAACGUCCUUGGUGGCAGCGCUUGAGGUGGAGGACGUCGUCGCAAUGGAUCAAGAGACUGUCCUCAGUGCCACUCGACAUGACCCGGUCUACCAGUUACUACUGACAAGAGUUUACAACGUUGAUUGGCCUCAGAAACGGUUAGUGGUGUCAGGUGAACUGAUAACAUAUACCUAUGACCAAGGAUGUGUACGUUUGGUCAUCCCAGAAAGUUUACGGCAGCAGGUAGCGGCUAACAUGCACAGCGGGCAUCAAGGUCUCGACUCUAGUCAAGAAGGGCCCCAGCAUGAACGUUUGAUCAUGAUGCCCCCAGCAGAGUAUCCCUUUCAACAGGUUGUGGUGGACCUCUUCCAGAUCCACGGAUGCACGUACUUGGCUUUUGCUGAUAGGUUGACUGGUUGGGUAGAGGUGGCACAUCUGGCUAAUUGGGCCACAUCAGAACAUCUCAUCAAGAAAUUCAGAGGUAUUUUAUCAGAUGGUAUGCCCCAGAGGAGCUGGCUACCCAUGGUGGAACCAAUUUGUUGA
Molecule: messenger RNA, 1119 nt
Organism: Macrobrachium nipponense
Lineage: Eukaryota; Metazoa; Arthropoda; Malacostraca; Decapoda; Palaemonidae
Exons: 5
Coding region: 1-1119 (372 amino acids)
Source: RefSeq, a predicted model, not a curated record